GUCUCCUUCCUCCUCCGAUCGUCCCCCUCCCUCCCGCAUUCCGCGCCGGAGUUGGGGACAGAGCGCCAGCGCCAGCGCCAGAUUGGGCGCUGCCACCCCGCCGCCCCGUCCUCUCUCCGGCGAAUCAAGUACAGCUCAUCUUUAGAAGGAAGUAUCUUAAACAUUAGCCUCUGCUUCCUCAGAACAUGGCAUCGGUGGGUGUGGUGCGUUCUUCCUUGGGGUUUCAGAAUGAAACAAGUACAAGUGGUGAUGUUGACCGGCUUCCGAAUGAGAUGAGCACUAUGAGUAUAAGGGAUGAUAAGGACAUUGAAGAUAUAGUAGUCAAUGGCAAUGGGACAGAACCUGGUCAUAUUAUAGUAACAAGCAUUGAUGGAAGAAAUGGGCAGGCUAAACAGACCAUUAGCUACAUGGCCGAGCGUGUCGUAGGCCAUGGGUCCUUUGGAACUGUUUUCCAGGCCAAGUGUCUGGAAACCGGCGAGACUGUGGCUAUAAAGAAAGUUCUUCAAGACAAGAGAUAUAAGAACCGUGAGCUGCAAACGAUGCGAGUCCUUGACCACCCAAAUGUUGUUUCCCUAAAGCAUUGUUUUUUCUCGAAGACUGAGAAGGAGGAGCUUUACCUCAAUUUGGUGCUUGAGUAUGUGCCAGAGACUGCUCAUCGUGUAAUCAAACAUUACAACAAGAUGAACCAACGCAUGCCAUUGAUAUAUGCAAAACUGUACACGUAUCAGAUAUGUAGAGCUUUGUCAUACAUUCACAACACCAUUGGAGUGUGUCACAGGGAUAUCAAGCCUCAAAAUCUUCUGGUGAAUCCGCAUACUCAUCAGCUAAAACUGUGUGACUUUGGCAGCGCAAAAGUCUUGGUAAAAGGAGAACCAAAUAUUUCUUACAUCUGCUCAAGGUAUUACAGAGCUCCAGAGCUCAUAUUUGGUGCUACUGAAUACACAACGGCAAUUGAUGUUUGGUCUGCCGGUUGUGUCCUUGCUGAACUCCUUCUGGGGCAGCCUCUAUUUCCUGGAGACAGUGGUGUUGAUCAGCUUGUUGAAAUCAUCAAGGUACUGGGUACUCCAACACGAGAAGAGAUUAAGUGCAUGAAUCCAAAUUAUACUGAGUUUAAGUUCCCGCAAAUCAAAGCUCACCCAUGGCACAAGAUCUUCCAUAAAAGAAUGCCUGCUGAAGCAGUCGACCUCGUUUCCAGACUUCUGCAGUAUUCACCAUACCUCCGAUCCACUGCUUUGGAAGCAUUGAUCCAUCCAUUCUUCGAUGAACUCCGGGAUCCAAACACACGCUUACCAAAUGGUCGAUUCCUUCCUCCUCUCUUCAACUUCAAGCCCCAUGAAUUGAAGGGUAUGCCAAUGGAAUUCCUGGUGAAGCUUAUCCCUGAACACGCACGGAAGCAAUGCGCCUUCGUAGGAUGGUGAUUUGUGAGCACAUCAUGAAGACUAGUUCAGAAUUUCUUCAGUCAUGCUUGCCUGCAGCAAUUUGGGAUCAGCUGGUGCAUGGAACUAAAUUUUUUGUCCGAGAUUCUAACGCGAUGUAUUCUUUCCCCCUCCCACUGUGCUGCCGAUGUAACCAAAAAUCAUCCGCGGUUUCUGUAAAGUUGAUGAGGAAGAGUGUAAUCAGAUUACACUGGAUUCGAUCGGUUUGUCAGAUUGUAGCAACAUGCGAGGAAGGAUGUUGCACACUGUGUAUGGGUCAAAAUGUUCGUCUGGUCCAAUGUUUGAACAUGGAUCAGGAGGCUGGCUAUUCAUUUAAUUGUACUUGCCACACUCAAUUUCUUACAUAUGAGUAAGAUUCUAAGAA
Molecule: messenger RNA, 1800 nt
Organism: Oryza brachyantha (malo sina)
Lineage: Eukaryota; Viridiplantae; Streptophyta; Magnoliopsida; Poales; Poaceae
Product: shaggy-related protein kinase alpha
Exons: 13
Coding region: 186-1418 (410 amino acids)
Biological process (GO): protein phosphorylation; signal transduction
Cellular component (GO): cytoplasm
Molecular function (GO): ATP binding; protein serine/threonine kinase activity
Source: RefSeq, a predicted model, not a curated record